Molecule: messenger RNA, 491 nt
Organism: Phalaenopsis equestris
Lineage: Eukaryota; Viridiplantae; Streptophyta; Magnoliopsida; Asparagales; Orchidaceae
Product: pectinesterase 1-like
Molecular function (GO): enzyme inhibitor activity
Source: RefSeq, a predicted model, not a curated record
UACCACCGUGCCAUCCUCAUAACCGAAACACCCAGUAAGCACGACAAAGCAGCAACAGAGCACCUUCUUCUUCAGAAGCCAUUCAUGGAGACCCUUAAUUCCUUCAAGGGGUACGGCAAGAUGGAUCCCGCCGACGACCGCGCAUUCCGGCAGAAAACCAGGCGGCGCAUAAUCCUCAUCAUCGUCUCUGCUUUUCUCCUCCUCCUUAUCGUCACCACCGUCGCCAUCGUUCUCUCCAUCAACAAACGAAACACCUCCGACAAACCAUCUUUCCCCCGAUCUCCCAUCUCUACCUUCGCUUCCAUCAAAGCCAUCUGCAGCGUCACACUCUACCCCAAUUCCUGCUACGAUUCCCUCUCCUCCGCCUCCAUCAACUCAUCAGCCAUCGUCACCGACCCGAUGAGCCUCUUCAACCUCUCCCUCUCCGUCGCCUCCCGCGCCCUCUCUAAUAUCCCUUCCUUCCUCUCCACUCUCAAAAUUCCAUCCGCCGA